AUGACAAAGAGGAAGAAGGAAAAGGGUGGAAACAAUGACAAUGAACUUUCCAACCAUAAUGAUGGCGUGGAGAAAGGGAUCGAAGAUAAUAAAAAAAAAUGGAAAAACAUGGCGGUUCGAACACUCUGGACUUUCGUCAUGAUUGGUGGUUUUUUCGCCCUUUUGUCUACGGGACACUCAUUCGUCGUUAUUCUUGUGGUGAUCAUUCAAACGCUUGUAUAUAAAGAAGUUAUCGCUUUGGCACAUGUACCAAGUAAGGAAAAAAAACUACCGUGGUUUAAAACUCUCAAUUGGUAUUUUCUGGGUGUCACUAAUUAUUUCCUAUACGGCGAAUCCAUAAUUUAUUAUUUCAAGAAGGCUGUUUUGGUGGAUGCUUUUCUCCUUCCUUUGGCUACGCAUCAUCGAUUCAUUUCAUUCACUCUAUAUUGUAUAGGAUUUGUAUUAUUCGUUGCAAAUCUUAAAAAAGGUCAUUACAAAUUUCAAUUCACCCAAUUCGCAUGGACACAUAUGACUUUACUGAUUGUCGAUCUCACUGCUACUGGGUGGUCUGGUAUGACCUGUGAGCCAAACCCUGUGUUCAUCUCUCAAAAAUAUGUUCUUAGUCCUUGGUUAUCUGGUCUACUUAAACGACUUAUUUUUACUGAUAUUCGCACAAUUUGGAUUGCUCCAUUUCAAUGGCAUGUUCUUGUUAUGUCUUGUUUUGCUUCUCUGAUUGCUCCAUUUGGUGGUUUUUUUGCUAGUGGCGUAAAAAGAGCAUUUAAUAUAAAGGAUUUUGGUCAUUCAAUUCCUGGACACGGAGGUAUCACUGAUCGCAUGGAUUGCCAAUUUCUUAUGGGUUUAUUUUCUUACAUAUAUUACCAGAGCUUUAUUAAGACUACAACAUUAUCAGUUGGUACCGUGCUUCAUAGCAUUAUUAAUUCAUUAAAACCAUCCGAACAGCUUGAAUUAUUAGAUAGUUUACAGCAAUAUCUAAUUGGACAAGGAUUAGUAGAAGAAGGAAAAGUUGCAUGUGUAUCUACUUUAUAA
Molecule: messenger RNA, 1026 nt
Organism: Dentiscutata erythropus
Lineage: Eukaryota; Fungi; Glomeromycota; Glomeromycetes; Diversisporales; Gigasporaceae
Source: the annotation of a GenBank genome assembly